Messenger RNA from Alosa alosa (allis shad), 2925 nucleotides. RefSeq names its product HPS4 biogenesis of lysosomal organelles complex 3 subunit 2 (gene hps4). Bases 196 to 2193 code for a protein of 665 amino acids. Gene Ontology annotation, biological process: vesicle-mediated transport. Lineage: Eukaryota; Metazoa; Chordata; Actinopteri; Clupeiformes; Clupeidae. The transcript has 13 exons. The record is from RefSeq and is a predicted model, not a curated record.
CCUGCAUGCUUGCCUUACUCUUUCUCACAUGAUUCUUCUCUUGUGACCCACAUUCCUCCACAAAUCGCUUGACUGGGUCAAAGUGUCUGAAACUUAGAAAAUAUGGAUGUAGUCUCAGGGAAUCUACGCUAAAAAGUUAUGGCGGAGUUAAGGACGACUUGUAUCUGAGUGGUAACACGAACUAAUCGACAUCUGAUGGCCGAUUCACCCUGUCCAACAGAUUCAAGGAGGUGUAAUUAUUUCCUCCUCUAUGAUGGGUCCAAGGUCCAGGAGGAAGGGGACCCCACACGAGCGGGCAUAUGCUUCUUUUACCCAGAGGAGACUCCACUGGAUCAGCAAGAGCUGCUGUGUGGGCAGCUGGCCGGCGUGUGCCGAUGCGUCUCGGAGCUGUCCCUCUCACCGGUGCGGCUGCUGCGGCUGCGCAGGAGCAAGUUCGCUGUGCGCAUGAAGGAACACUUUCUGUGGGCUCUCAGUUGUUCUGUUGACAUUCCAGAUGUGAGUGUGUGUGAACUCUUAGACCAGUUGAUCAGUCUCUUCUGUUUCUACAAUGGUCCCAUACGACAAAGUUACCUGAGGCAUAGUCGGGCUGAUUUGGCGGUGCGCUGGGCCAGGUAUCUCACACACCUGCAGGGAGGCUCCUCAGAGCUCCAUCACAUCUUCAGCUGCCUGAGGACCAUUGACUCCACACACAUUGAUCCUCUCUUACUUUUGAAGGCUGCCCUAAUUUUGCAGGCAUGUCAGCGGUGCCCCCUAGUGUUGGCAGGAUGCAUACUCUACAGAGGCAGGGUUGUGAGUACUCAGAUGCCUCCUGAUUUAACAGUGAAGGUGAUGGUCCAUGAAACAGAGAGCUACAAUCAAGACCAUAGGCCUGCGGCCAAUGGGAUCAACAGUGCUUCUGGUACGCCCUCUCCCUGCACAGGAACCACGCCAGUGUUCCUCACCCCUGCCGAGCUUCAGGCGCUGCGCAGCCCCCCUGUGGACAGGACUUGCAGGUCUCACUGUACGCCCCAGCCCCCACCUCGACCAAGAAAGUCUCGCCUUCUGUCACGGACUCUCUCUGACACUCCCCCCGCUGAACCGGCUGCUGCUACUCUGGACCCCCAGUUCAGCCCCGUUCACCAGCCGGAGAACACCGGCCCUGCCAACGCCAAGUCACAUGACCACGGUCUGUCCAAUGGGAUCGCGUCUUGUGAACUGAAGGAGGAAGGGGUAAAAAGUAAGACGGCUAAUGGCUGUGUCAGAAAGGUGGAGAUGGGGACGGGUCGAUGCAAGAUGGAGGCAAGCAACGACUUGAUCCUGCAGAAUGGAAACGGACGCCACACAAACGGCCAUCACAAGGAACCAGCCUCCAGCUGCCACUCUGACCAGAGCUCCUGUGAGGACGAGCUGUCAGACACAAGCCAUCACGAGCUGCUGUUGAACUGGUCUGAGCCGUCAAUCCGAUUGGACUCCCCAGAGACCAUACUAGAGAAGAAGAUGAAGAAGCUGAACAUGACAAAAGACAACCAGGAGAGCGAUGAGGAGGAGAGAAAAGCAAACAUGAAGAACGGUGGAAGAAAGAUUGAGCUGAACGGUGGGGAAGGUGUGAAGGAUGGAGUGAAGAGAGAGACUGGGAUGCAGGGCAGAGUGGAGGGUGGGGUGGGAGAGCUCUCGUCAUCGUUGGAGUCAGAAUCGGAGGUGUUGCUGCCCAUGGCCCUGUACCAGCAUAGGGUGAGAGCGCUGGUUCUUGCCCUGCUGGUGGAACCUCACUUCCACAGUGACCAGGCAGCUGUGGAGGAAGUGUACCACAGCAGCCUGGCAUCUCUGAAUGGACUGGAGGCUCACCUGGGGACCAGUACAGCUGGGGGCCUGGGGCCCCUUGGGCCUUACACUUUCGCUCAUUACGACAGCAUCCAGAACACACUCACUACCAACCUGUCUGGACGGUCAGUUGCACCUCACGAUCGCUCCUUUGUGAGGGCCACAGCCCUUCUCCACUCCCAUUUCUCUCAAACACAGACUCUGCAGGAAGCUAUUGUCAGGAGUGCGGGGGCAGCUGUAUAUGGCACGCGCAGCACAGCUCAAGAGACCUACUUCCUGCAGCACGCCACCUCAGUCAGGAACUCUGGCAUCCCCAACCACCAGGACAGCGCUUUCUCUCUGCCCAGCAAAGCCCGCCAUCGGCUGCUCAAGCAUGGGGUCAACCUGCUUUGAGCGCCGUGGGGGCUUAAAAAGCAAGUCGCGGAUAAUUAGAGGAGCUUUUGAGCUGAUCUUACCACCUAUGUGCAUCAACACAUGAAAGUUUCUUUACAAAGCACGCAUUCCUGCCUCUCUGCCUUUCUUGUACUGAUGUGGGUGGCAUGUCUUUUUAAGGGUUAAUCUCUGGCACAAAGUAGUAUACAAGCUGUAAGAACCCUGUGCUGCACAAGUAAACUGUUUUAUUUUUAUUUUCUAGAAAAGCUUAUUAAAGAUAUUUUUUGUUAUCAUAGGAGUACUCUUGAAACUCAUGCUGCACUUUUCUCAAUGUAAACAGAGAUUUAACAUGACACAUGCACACUCCAUAAAACAUUUUCUAAUUUUCUUAAAUUAUAAGUAGGUACAUGUUGUAAGCUAUGUUAUUUGUAUAUGCAAAUGUUGCUGGUGCUUUAUUUUCACACACUGAUCCUGAUCCACAUGUUUCAAAUUGGGCAGAGCAUUUCCACCCUAUUUGUUGUCUCCCCUCUCUUUGCAGUCUGAAAUGGGCAAACCCCCACUAUUACACAAGCUUUCAUUCAUAAUGGUCUUGACAAGGGGUGGGAAGUAGGCCAGCACCAGGCCUGAACAAAAUGUACAGUGGAAUUAUAGAAAGGCAGUUUUUGUCUUUAUACAUUGAUUUUAAUAUAUUAAGAAGACUUUUGAAAUGUUGUACAAUGUGCCUUCUGGAAAAUAAAGAUGCUUGUUAUUAAA